Messenger RNA from Coffea eugenioides, 3096 nucleotides. RefSeq names its product pentatricopeptide repeat-containing protein At1g05670, mitochondrial. The transcript is spliced from 3 exons. The coding region runs from base 270 to 2528 and encodes 752 amino acids. Gene Ontology annotation, molecular function: protein binding. Lineage: Eukaryota; Viridiplantae; Streptophyta; Magnoliopsida; Gentianales; Rubiaceae. The record is from RefSeq and is a predicted model, not a curated record.
AAAUUAAUGUUGAUAAAAUUCUCACUGUAAUUUAUCAUAAGAGCGUGAAGAGAUCAUCGACAUGUACAUGUAUGUCUGGCUGUUGUUCUGGCAGAAAAUUUUGAGCAUCCGGAUAUAUAAAUCAUUUUGUGCUUGAGCAAACUUGUUUAGAACCUUGUGUAAUACUCUUCCAGGUGAUGCAGUGAUGAAGGGACUCAUCUGCCUGGGUUUUUUCUAGAUGGAGAUUGGUGUAUGCUGGGCAUCUGUUUUGAUGGAAUUCUAUUAUAGAUAUGAAUAAGUAUUCCAUCUUCCUGUCAGCUCAUCGUUGUCAGGUCUUCUCAUUUCAUUUACACUUCGGUUCUGCAAAAAGCAGCUGCUCGUUCAUCUUUUAUGUUAAUAGAUUUUUUAUCCGAAAGUUGUCUGCUUUUCGCUCCAGUACUGCAAGACCAUUCCCUGACUAUUGUCCAAAGAAACCUUCUAUUAAAGACAGCAAGCUCAUUCAUCAAAUCUCCAUGACUCUUAAGCAGCGCCGAUCUGAACAGCUUCGCCGUACUCUGAGACCCUUUGAAUCCAAAUUCAGGCCUGAUCAUCUCAUUUGGGUUCUCAUGAAUGUAAAGAAUGAUUAUAGAUUAGUUUUGGACUUCUUUGAUUGGUCUUGCUUGCGGAGAGACCCAUCAUUGGAAGCUCGUUGCAUUGUUAUUCAGAUUGCUGUUGCUGCAAAAGAUUCUGCAAUGGCUCACAGACUUAUGCAUGAUUAUUGGACAAACCCCAAUCUAGAUGUUGAUCUCUCUUUUCUACAAUUCCUUGAAAAAUUAAUAUACACAUAUAAGGAUUGGGGUUCUAGUCCUCAUGUUUUUGAUAUUUUUUUUCAAGUGCUUGUUGAAGUUGGGAUUUUGGACAAUGCAAGAAAGCUUUUUGAUAAAAUGUUAUAUUAUGGGUUGAUUUUAUCUGUUGAUUCAUGUAAUUUGUAUCUAUCCCAUCUGUCGAAUAGUAAUCACGGGAUACAAAAGGUACUAAGGACUUAUGGUGAAUUAUCUGGACUGGGUGUUUGCUGGAACACUGCUUCAUAUAAUAUGGUGAUCCAUUGUCUCUGUCAAUUAAAUAAAGUGAAAGAAGCUCACGGUUUACUUUUGCAAAUGGAGUUUAGGGGUUGUAUACCUGAUGUUAUAAGCUAUAGUACUGUAAUUGAUGGCUAUUCUAAAGCUGGGGAACUUAAAAUUGUUUUAAAGAUUAUUGAAGCAAUGCAGGUAAAAGGGUUGAAGCCAAAUGUGUUCACCUUCAAUAGCAUCAUCCUAAUUCUGUGUAAGGCUGGUAAAGUACUGGAUGCUGAGAGAAUAUUGAGGGAGAUGAUUUCCCAGGGGGUUGCUCCAGAUAAUGUAGUUUAUGCUACUCUUAUUGAUGGUUUCUGUAAAGCUGGAAAUAUUUCUGCUGCAUAUAGAUUGUUUGAUGAAAUGCAAAUUCAGAAACUUAUUCCUGAUUAUGUGGUAUAUACAUCUCUCAUCUAUGGUCUUUGUCAGAGUGGAAAAGUUGUUGAAGCCAAUAAGCUCUUCCAGGAAAUGCUUAGAAGAGGAUUGGAAGCAGAUGAGGUCACUUAUACAACACUUAUUGAUGGAUAUUGCAAAGCUGGUGAAAUUAAAUUUGCAUUUUCUCUACACAACCAAAUGGUGCAACAGGGACUGAUACCAAACGUUGUUACUUAUACUGCACUUGCUGAUGGGCUUUGUAAACAAGGUGAAUUAGAUGCAGCAAAUGAGCUGCUUCAUGAGAUGCGUCAAAAAGGUCUGGAACUGAAUAUUGUCACCUAUAACUCACUGGUCAAUGGUUUUUGUAAAUCUGGAAAUAUAGUGCAAGCAGUUAGUUUAAUGCAAGAUAUGGAGGUCUCUGGAAUUCGGCCUGAUACAUAUACUUACACCACAUUGAUGGAUGCAUACUGUAAAUCUGGAGAGUUGAUCAGGGCUCAUGAGCUUCUGCAUGAGAUGUUGAGUAAAGGACUUCAACCAACUGUUGUUACAUUUAAUGUACUGAUAAAUGGAUUUUGUAUGUCUGGGUUGCUAGAAGAUGGUGAAAAGUUGCUACAGUGGAUGUUAGAGAAAGGUGUAAUGCCAAAUGCAGCCACAUAUAAUUCUCUCAUGAAGCAAUACAGCAUUAGGAAAAAUAUGCGUGCAACGACUCACAUUUACCGGAGAAUGUGUGAUCAAGGAAUUGAGCCAGAUGGAAAUACCUAUAAUAUAUUAAUACGAGGGCAUUGCAAGGCAAGGAACAUGAAAGAGGCAUGGUUUGUGCAUCGACAAAUGGUUGAAAAGGGUCUUAGCCUUGCAGUUGAUGCAUAUAUAAGUCUCAUCAAAGGCUUUAUCAAGAAGAAGAAAUAUUUGGAAGCAAGACAACUUUUUGAAGACAUGAGAAUGGAAGGGCUGCAUGGAGAUCAAGAAUUAUAUGGCAUCUUUCUAGAUGUAAGGUACAAGGAAGGAGAUAUUAAUUCAACGCUUGAGCUUUGUGAUGAAUCAAUAGAACAUUGCCUUCUGAAUAAGAGCGGUGGUGGAGUUACAUGAUUUUAGUUGCAAUGCUGGAAACAUUCAUGAAGCUAAACUUUUGGCUGCCAUCUCAUGUCAUCCAAGAAAAUGCCUAUCCUCCAUAUGACGGGUUGGCCAAGAAUAGCGGCUGAAGGUUGGCGAUAUCUACUGGAAAUUGAGUAUGAAAUUUUACUCAACGUGUCCCUUAAAAGAAUCUGAUGCUUCCAAAUGCCUAUAAAGGCAGACAAUUUAAGAGACACAGGGAUCUAAAAUGUCAUUCAAAGGUCUUGACCACUGAAUUUUGGUUAAACCCUUUUUGCGGCUAAAGGAAGUUGGCGCAUGCAGAAGGAAGAGCUAGCAACUCUGCGGAUGGAAAUUCUGUCGCGCAAAGAUAUAUUUAUUUCUUUUCACACGUUGUAUGUUGCUGUCCUCAGUGUUAGAAGUUUAUGGCGCACAAGGCAGUCCUGUUCUUCGAGUACAUAGAGAGCUUGACUUGGACGCUCUUCGAGUUUUUGUACAACAGUUUUUUUUUUUUUUUGGUGGUUUCAACAUUUGUAGAUAGGAUUUUUUUUUUUGGGAGAAAAAUGGUCGGGCAAGAUCUCCUGCA